AUGUCUUCAUCGACAUCUUCAGUUUCUCAGCCAAUAUCGGUUCCCGUCCGCGAGGUCAAGACACGACCACGGCGCUCUUCAAAGUUCAUAGAAGGAGUCGAGGUCACCCGUCCCGAGAUUUUGCAGCAAACACCAAGCUCAAAUGAAUUCCUUUUUACCAUUCUCUCCGAGAUGGACGCGCACGAACAACAACGAAAGCAUCGUCGACAGUCGCAUCGCGGGUCCAACUCGUCAUUCGAGUCAUUCGGCUCAUCUACGGCCGCCUCACCAACAACCGAUUUCAGCUUGCCAAAAGAAAAGGAAGGACGGAGAAGUUUGCAUUUUGGUCGCAUGAGUGUAGAUGGGAGGUCACGGGAUGUGACAGGCUAUACACAGGGCGAAACCGAGACUGAAACAAUUGCCAAAAAAGUAAAAGGCAGACUUCGUGCCUGGACGCUUGGAAGGGACAAAGAUGUGAAGCCCUACUCGGGCACGUGA
Messenger RNA from Glarea lozoyensis ATCC 20868, 477 nucleotides. RefSeq lists its product as uncharacterized. Bases 1 to 477 code for a protein of 158 amino acids. The record is from RefSeq and is a predicted model, not a curated record. Lineage: Eukaryota; Fungi; Ascomycota; Leotiomycetes; Helotiales; Helotiaceae. The transcript has a single exon.